Scheffersomyces coipomensis is the source of this 1465-nucleotide messenger RNA. RefSeq lists its product as uncharacterized. The coding region runs from base 182 to 1429 and encodes 415 amino acids. The transcript has a single exon. The record is from RefSeq and is a predicted model, not a curated record. NCBI's taxonomy places the organism in Eukaryota, Fungi, Ascomycota, Pichiomycetes, Serinales, Debaryomycetaceae. Gene Ontology annotation, molecular function: 2-oxoglutarate-dependent dioxygenase activity.
AGGAGACAAAUCCAACCGCACUAAACAAACAAAUUGCAAAUGAUUAUUUAUAGUGAGCCACAAUUAUAUAGAGUUUUUUUAUUUUUAUUAGUUUUACCACGGGAUAAAUGAAAAAUGAUUUAAAUAGAUUGAUUUAUGGAGAAACGAAGAGUUAGAUUACUGAUAGAUCUAUUAAGAUAAAAUGACUCAACUCAGUGUUGCAGAAGUUGAUAAAAAGUAUAAUGUUAGACCAUUUGUGGAAGCUCCACCAUCGAAAUCUGGUUUAGUCCCUAUUGAAUUAGAAUCAGUAGAUUUAUCCUUAUUCAAAGAAGGCAUCGAACAUCUUCCUGCUAGACAAGCAUUAGCCAAGAAGUUGGAAAAAUCAUUAUCCACAUACGGGUUCAUUUCCAUUAUUAAUCAUGGGAUUGAUACCGAAGAAUUUGAGAAUUUAAAAGCAGUAGCUCAAUCAAUUUUAGAAUUACCCGUGGAAGUUCAAAAAGAUUAUCUUGCUGGGACUUGGAAAUCAGAUUUAGAAGAUAGAUCCAUAUCGCUUGGAGCUGAAAGAGGUCCAGGAUUCAAACCUAAGGGGUAUUGGUCUAUGAAAAAUGGAGUUGAAGAUUCUAUUAUUCAUUAUAAUUUUACUAAAAUGUUACAUCCUGCCUUUUUCGAUUCUAAGGUUCCAGAAGUUGCUCAAGCACAUUUAAAGGAAAUUGCUGAUUACUAUAGAUACAUCCAUAAUGAAAUCUUAAGAAAAUUAACUAUUCUCUGUGAUAUCAUAUUAGAAAUUCCAGAAGGGUUUUUAUGGGAGAAUUAUUAUAAAGUAAUAGAAGGAGAUUAUGAAAAUUCUGGUCAAGGUGCAGGUAGAUUUAUGUUAUAUCAUAAUAUGAAUUCUGAAGAUGAAGCAAAAGUUGAUGGAAAUUGGUUAAGAGGCCAUUCUGAUAGUGGUGGGUUUACAUUCAUAACAUCUCAACCGAUUUUAUCCUUGCAAAUAAGAGACUACUUUACCGGGAUGUGGAAAUAUGUGGGACAUACUCCUAAUUCAUUUAUUGUUAAUAUUGCUGAUGGAAUGGAAUUCAUUACAGGAGGAUAUUUUAAAUCUUCCAUUCAUAGAGUGGUAUCCCCUCCUGAUGAUCAAAAAAAUUAUAGAAGAUUAGUAUUGAUUUAUUUUUCAACUCCUAAAACUAGUUGUAGAGUGGAUCCAGAACCUUUGAACUCCCCAAAAUUAAAAAGAUUAGGAUUUGUUAAACCUGAUGAAUGGGAUAAAAUCACUUUUGGUCAAUGGUAUGAAGAGAAAGCAAGAUUAUUCGGAAAGAAAAAUGUCAAUGAUAGUAAAGGUGAUGAACCCAAUUUAGUGUUAUUAUAUGGAAGAUUACAUGAAAGAUGGCAUCAAGCUGAAGCCAAUUUCACUAUCCAAGAAGCUAGAAAAAGGUUUAAAGUAAUUGAAUUGUAAAUAACUAUAUAGUAUCUAUAUAUAUAUAUAUAUGCC